This is a messenger RNA of Mollisia scopiformis, 777 nucleotides long. RefSeq lists its product as uncharacterized. The record is from RefSeq and is a predicted model, not a curated record. Lineage: Eukaryota; Fungi; Ascomycota; Leotiomycetes; Helotiales; Mollisiaceae. Bases 1 to 777 code for a protein of 258 amino acids. The transcript is spliced from 2 exons.
AUGGCAACAGUCGCGUUCACGAACCCCCCGGCUCCUGGGGCUGUGGGUGAUUUCACGUCUGACCCCGUCUACGAGUACGGGACGCCGGUUUUCGUUCAGUGGAACGGCAACGCUUCGUCCUUGACGUUAUGGCAGUUGCAGCCAGGAGCGGUCGCGCUUUUUGGGUCGCCUGAAUUCCUUAUUGAUGUUACAAAUACAGAGAACUCUUCGGACGUAACACCCUACACAGACUUCAACUGGCUGGUUCAGACGUCGAAGAACUUGACUCUUUCAAAUAGGUUCAUCCUCAGCCUCUUUGAUGUCGGGCAAGCGACUCCGCUAUGUAAUAGCCAUUACUUCGAAAUCAGGCCUAAGAGCGGCUCGCCUGUGAAUGCCACGUCGAGUACAGUAUUGUCGAGCAGCACUCAGACUCCUGUGUCGCCAUCUGGUACGGUCGCGUUAUCAUUGACACCGGCGGCGUCUUCAUCUGCAGCGAGUACCCAGAUCUCGAAUUCAGGCUUGUCUGUUGGAGCGAAGAUAGGCUUUGGUCUCGGCGUGCCUGCAGCAAUCCUGCUUGGACUUGCUUUAGGAUGGUUCUUGCAAGGACUUUGGAGGAGGCGAGGAGAAAAGUCCCCUAUAUCGCCAGUAUCGGAAUCUCAAGGGAAGGUUAAUGAAAUCCCUGAGACUGUUGGAGAUGAAGAGAUGCCUGGGAGCUUUGGCGGGAAGGAGUUGGAUGGAAGUGCUGGAGGCCAGGAGCUGCCUGGUAGUCUCCCGCCACAUUAUGAGCUGGCAGAGUGA